Molecule: messenger RNA, 3626 nt
Organism: Contarinia nasturtii (swede midge)
Lineage: Eukaryota; Metazoa; Arthropoda; Insecta; Diptera; Cecidomyiidae
Product: armadillo repeat-containing protein 2
Exons: 15
Coding region: 491-3610 (1039 amino acids)
Biological process (GO): cilium organization
Molecular function (GO): protein binding
Source: RefSeq, a predicted model, not a curated record
UUUAAAAAGUUUGCAAACUGUUUUGAGCAAUCGAACGAGAAAUAUAACAAAGUUUUAUGUGGUUUCAACUACCAAUUGAAAAUGGUGUUUUCAUAUUGAGAUUUUGCGGUUGUUAUCGCUGUUGUUAAUUCGCGAACACCGCAUGACCAUAGCGAAAAAAGCAUUUCGGUUUGUUUGUUAUGAGUUCAAAUAUACGAAGCUCACCAAAUUAAAUUGCGUUGCGGAUUUUUGUGGUGUUAUUGUGAAACGAGGAUCAAUAUAUAUCUUUCUCUUUGUGCAAACAUUUUUGCCUCCAUCCAUUGAAAUAAAAUCCGAUUGGAAUUUUCGGUUUACUUGUGUUUGCUUAUUUCAGUUGGUGUUGUUGUGACUACUGAUGUGUUUUUUACAGUUAACUGAAGCAAGUUCUAACUUCACUGGAAAAUAGUAUUUUUCGCAGAAAUUUAUGAGAUUGUAUAACACAAACGAAUUUAUUUGUAAAAAAUAAAAAAGUAUGUUGCCUAACACAAAGCAAAAAUUGAAAUCAGAUCAAAAUGACGUGGUCUCCGCGUUAUCGGCUUUAUCAAUGCCGUCACUGGCAUCAAAACCACAACAACCGAUAACAAGGUCUUUGGAAAUGCAUCGAAGCAAUUCAUUAGUGAGAUACAAAACAACCGCUGAAACAAUCAGCGAGACAAAAAGAAUGCUAUCGAAUGGUGUUCGAUUGGUAUCGACUCGGCGUCCAAUAACUCCCCGUGAACCACGUCGUCAACUUUAUGGAAAAAUUUCUUUAGCUGAUCGUCCGCCAAGCGCAUUCAGUUUGAGUUAUUUACAACUGGAAAAUCGUGUAUUACCACCAAUCGGAACCACAUCACUUGUGACCAAACUAAGCUUGUUGAAUGGUGUAGAAGAGCCAGAUGGGAGCAUCAAAAACGUUGACGAUGAGAUGACAUCAAACAGGAGUGCAUUGCAACAGCAGCAGCACCAAACAGAUUCGUGCGCAAUGGGAAACAAUGUAAUGGAUUUACGAGCAAAAAGCGAUAAAAACAACCGAAACAAUGGUUGCCCGAAAUUACCAACACUUUUAUCCGAUAUGAAAAGUGGCACUUCUUCUAAUUCAUUCUCUGGUGAGUCAUUUUCAGCGAAUGAUGUCCAAAACAUAAGCGCCAAGACCCGACUCUUCAAUGGUAACAUGCAAAAGAAUCGCACGACGAUUGCAAAUAUUUUUGAAGACGAUGGUGAACAAAUUACAUUACCGUUGACUGAUGAUGUCAAUCAAUCAUGCAUGAAAAAGCAACCAAUCAGUGUACAGAGACGAUUGCUAACGUUGCGUGGUAAUGAUUUGCUAGCCAGUAAUUCUACAGAAACUCUAUUGGAAAUGUUAAAAGCACAUUCUGGCAUAAAAGAUUGCAGCGAAGAGACUAUUUUACAUAUAAAUGGGAUACUAACCGAGUUAUACACAAGGGUUAAGGGUGUUCGUAACGAUUGGCGUAGUUCCAUAUUGUCUGCACUCUACGGCUUGGUUGAAUGUACGUCCGCCAAAAUUUUACUCUCUGUGGCACGCGUAGUGCUUGUGUUGGAUGUCGUUGGAAGCAACUUAACUGGCGCUUGUAAAUUAGUAUUUAAGGUGGCUAGGAAUGAGAGAAAUGACAAUUUAUUUGCGAAUAUUGAUGUGCCAGAGUUACUAAUAGAUGGACUUGGUCGGGCCAGUCCAAUUGAUGAUGCUGAAGCAUGUAUUUACGGCUAUGGUGCCGUACGAUUUCUAGCAAAUGCGGUCGUUUCAUCAUCAGUGUCAAAUGGAAGUCGCUGUUCAAAUUCAUCAAAUACAUCAAGACCAACGACAGCUACAUCAACAACACACAAGAAGCAAAAAACAUUAGCUUCACGAUUGUACCAUCAUGGCGCCAAUGAUCUGAUGAUUUUACAUUUGAUGAUGAUAAACGAAACGGGAGCCGCUGCAAAAUUGCCAACUCAGACAUUACACGCUCUAUAUCAACUGAGCAGUGCUUUACGUGCUUUAUCGAAAAUUAUUAUGUCAGAUCAUGGUUUGCAGCUGAUACUUUCGGAAAAUAAUAACAAAAAAUGUGCAACAUCCGUGUCAUCAUCAUCAUCACCAUCGCCAUCGUCGAUGCCAAAAGCAUCAAGUGGAAGCAUCGAUUCGGUCGAUUUUGCAAUGAAUGAUUCAAUGAAAACAUCAAACGAAUUUGAUAGACAAAUAACAUUGGCUGGGCCGCAUUUGAUUCGAGCGGCUGAAAUUUGCAUUAAUCAGGCGGAAUUGCAAUUGUGCAUAAUUCGAACGUUGAGCAUUUUAUCAGAACAUGAAAGUUGUUGUGAUGGCAUUGCUGAUAUGGCACCACGUUUGGCCAUUUUACUCGGUCCAAUAAUACUGGUUUUACCGGAACAACGAAAAUAUAACGCUAUGGCCAUGACGAAAAAUGAUAUAUCAAAUAAAUCAUUGAGUUUACUGAAUCGCAUCGGUUAUAUUCUCGGUAAUAUAAUGGCACAAUCCGAUUCAGCUCGACUUCAAUUUUAUAAUAAUGAUGUUGCCAUGGAAUAUUUAUUAAAAUGCUUAGAAUAUUAUGCAAACGAAACGCAAAUUUUGCGACAUCGUCAAAUGCGACAGUCUAAUUCAGUGAAUAACAUUAAUGAAUUGUCAAACGACGGCGACGAUGCAAAUGACUGUCAGAUCGAUACAGUUACAGACGUUGUUAUUAAAUUGAUUCGUGUCAUAGCAAAUCUUAGCGUAAACGCUGAAGUCGGAUAUAAAUUAGCUAAUCAUCACCAAUUGGGUGCGAUUUUAUUAGCAUUGUUGAACACAAUCAACAAACAUCGCUUAAACUUUAAUUCCGAAUUCGAAGAAUUGCUAUUGGCCACGCUUGGUGCAGUACAUAAUUUGUCAUUCUAUCAAAAUACGAUAGACGAACAACAGACGACAAAUGAUGAUUCAAAGGAAACCAAUCAUCCGCAAAGCAUGAUUAAACAGAUGACAGCAAUAAGUGCUGCAUUGUGUGCGAUAUAUCAAUGGUCACCUGAAUCGGCACAAUCCGAAAUUGCACGUGUACUGGGCAAUUUAACAAGAUCAUUAGAGGCUCGUGAGGCUGUAUUUUCGGCCGGUGGUUUAGAAUUCCUUUUGAAGAAUUUAUCGUCAGAUGAUUGGGACAUUGUGGAGACUUCGUGCGGUGUUUUGGUCAAUAUGCUGAGUGAUUGGGAACGACGUUCAACAUUUCGUGAAUUACAUGGACCAUUUCUAUUGCGAGAUGUUUUACAACGCAGUGCACUGAAACAUGAUUGGCUUUUGGCCUUGAUUGCUUGUCAAGCAAUAUGGAACUAUAUAAUUGAUUCUGGUAAUGCUGUUGGUGCGUUGGGCGAAAGCGAAGCCGAUUACAUAUCUGCUGAUAUACUUGAACUUUUGGAUGAAGAGAAAUUGUUCGGUGAUGCCUUGGUCGACCCCGUUUGGGAGGAGUUUGCUGUCUGUGCUGCCGAUGUGCUUGAACGCAUUCAAUCUUCAAUGUCAUACAACAAUACACCAUAUGCGUCCGCAUCCGAAGAUGAUAGCGAAGAUGACGAAAUCAACAAAUCGGACGUUUUGAAAAUGUCAAAAACUGGCUUUAAAUUAUGGUUGGCGAACUCAUAAUUUCAAUUGGGCAAAA